Molecule: messenger RNA, 1638 nt
Organism: Salvia hispanica
Lineage: Eukaryota; Viridiplantae; Streptophyta; Magnoliopsida; Lamiales; Lamiaceae
Source: RefSeq, a predicted model, not a curated record
AUUAUUUGGUAUACAGGAAACAAUAACAAAAACAGUACAUGAUUGGAUUGAGUGGAGUUCAGAAAUAAACUGAUUUCGUUCUUUGUUUGGAUGAUUUGAAGCUUAUUUUAGUGUAGGAGUUGAUUACAAACUCUGUUUUGACGAGUGGAUUCGUAUGAAUGUUAUCUGCAUUGAGUUACUUUACCAUUCUGAUGUAUUGUUUUGGGGAUUUUGGAUGCUUUAGGCCAAGCGUACUUUUACUUUUAUGAAUCUGAUUUGUAAAAUCAUACUUCGACAUGAUGUUUUAGUAAUUGAAUGUUGUAAGCUUUCAAUUCUGUAUUCUAGUUGAAUUUUGGAAGUAUUUUUACAUAAUCCUGCAGCAUAUUUGCAAUGAAGGUGCGGCUCUGUAUUUGGUGGAUUGAAAUGAUUAAAACGUAACAUCUUUCUUUAGAAUGUUACACUGCAAGUCAAUGCAAUUAUGCCAUCUCGCCCUCUCGGAGGCGGUCUUUAGUGAGAGAAAUCGUAUGCUUGCUUUUGUAAUUGUAUACAGAAAACAAACAAUAACAAAAAAAGUAGUGCUACAUGAUUGGAUUGAGUGGAAUUUAGAAAUAACUAAUUUUGGAAGACGAUAGACUUAGUUGUUUGUUCGGAUGAUUUGAAGCUUGUUUUAGUGUUGGAGUAAGAGUUUGUUUAGAAACUCCAGUUUGAUGAGUGGAUGCUUGACUUUGUUUGUAUAAAUGUGUUCGGUAUUGGGAUUAGGAUAGUUUGGCAGUCAGAGGAUAGAGGUGGCAUGUAGCUCGUUGUGACCCCUAGAAUAAUGUAAUUUUUUUUUUGCAUAUGUUGAACAUCUGAAUAUAUGAGGAGAGUAUUGGUCAAAGCAAGCCUUGCAUCAUCUGAUUAAGUAGUUAAGACCCAAGCCCACAACAAUGACCUAUCCUCUUUGAAAGUAGUAGAUCCUUAUAUAUCCUUGCAUGCAUUUUGGUUGCUUUAACUACUUCCCGCCAUUUAAACAUUUAGGAGCUUCUUGGUAUGAUGGAAUGGAAUGGUGGAAUGGAAUGUGAUUCCUACUUCCAUUCUAUUCAUUUGCUUGGUGUGAUGGAAUGAAUGAGUGAAUGGAUGAAAAUGCAAAGGAAAUCCAAGGAAAUUGACAUUUCAUUCCUAUCUCCAUUCCAUUCCACCCUCAUUCCAUUCCAUCAUACCAAGCAUUAUUUAUGGGAACAAAGACUCCUGAUAUCAUGUCGGUGAAACCAACAGUUGCAUUGCGCGCUAUACUCGUAGGAGGAAUAGCUGCAUUUGCUAAAAUCGGAGGUGCGAUGAAAGCUGCUGGUGGAGUGAAGCUUGGCGCUGCAGCUGCUGCCGUGAGUGCCGCAGCAACCGCAGCUGUUUCCGGGUCGAAGCAGGAGGUCAAGGAUUCUUCAGAACAGUCUCCAAAAUGAUUUGCACGUUAUGCAAUUUUUUUUGGCAAUAAAUGUAGCAUAAUGGCCCCUGGCAGCCAUUAGUGAUAGGUUGUUGUAAUCUGCUGAGGCAUAAACAAACAUGUGAAGAAAUUUUGUAUUUUACUAAAAACUUCACUGUCUCUCCGUCCGAAGACGGCAGCUAGGGAUGUAAAUGAAUCGAUUAAACCCUCUUUAAAUACUCUUUGACUGAGACUGUUUGGAA